This is a messenger RNA of Cynocephalus volans (Philippine flying lemur), 1314 nucleotides long. It is a transcript of the gene PAG1, whose product is annotated as phosphoprotein membrane anchor with glycosphingolipid microdomains 1. Gene Ontology annotation, cellular component: plasma membrane; membrane raft. The record is from RefSeq and is a predicted model, not a curated record. Gene Ontology annotation, molecular function: SH2 domain binding. The transcript is spliced from 6 exons. Gene Ontology annotation, biological process: negative regulation of T cell activation; intracellular signal transduction. NCBI's taxonomy places the organism in Eukaryota, Metazoa, Chordata, Mammalia, Dermoptera, Cynocephalidae. The coding region runs from base 1 to 1314 and encodes 437 amino acids.
AUGGGGCCCGCAGGGAGCGUGCUGAGCGGGGGACAGAUGCAGAUCGUCCUGUGGGGCAGUCUGGCAGCUGUAGCCACGUUCUUCCUCAUCACUUUCCUGAUCUUUCUGUGCUCUACUUGUGACAGAGAAAAGAAGCCCAGACAGCACAGUGGGGACCAUGAGAACCUGAUGAACGUGCCUUCAGACAAGGAGAUGUUCAGCCACUCGGUUACUAGCCUGGCAACAGAUGCUCUUGUCAGCAGUGAACAGAAUGGGGCACUCACCAAUGGUGACAUUCUUUCAGAAGACAGUACUAUGACCUGCAUGCAACAUUAUGAGGAAGUCCAGACCUCAGCUUCGGAUCUGCUGGACUCCCAGGACAGCACAGGGAAGCCGAAAUGUCACCAGAGUCGGGAGCUGCCCAGAAUUCCUCCUGAGAGUGCGGUGGACGCGAUGCUGAAUGGGAGAAGCGUGGACGGGGACCAGGCGCUGGGGGUGGAAGGGCCGUACGAGGUGCUCAAGGAUAGUUCCUCCCAAGAAAACAUGGUGGAGGACUGCUUGUAUGAAACGGUGAAAGAAAUGAAGGAGGUGGCCGCAGCUGCACACCCGGGUGAAGACCACAGCGGCAAGUUGGGGUCUACAUCUGCCUUGAAAGAGCUUCCAGGGCCCCAAACCGAGGGCAAAGUGGAAUUUGCUGAAUAUGCCUCCGUGGACAGAAACAAAAAGUGUCACCAAAGUGUUAAUGCAGAGAGUAUUAUUGGAAAUGCAUGUGAUCCAGAAGAGGAGGCCCCACCCCCUGUCCCUGUCAAACUUCUGGAUGAGAAUGAAAACCUCCAGGAGGCGGGAGAGAGAGAGGCAGGAGAAGAGCCAGCCGCAGGGGGGACCGGAGAAAGCAACAAGAGAUUUAGUUCAUUGUCGUACAAGUCUCGGGAAGAAGACCCGACUCUCACAGCAGAAGAGAUCUCAGCCAUGUACUCAUCAGUGAAUAAACCUGGACAGUCAGUGAAUAAAUCAGGACAGUCGCUUAAAGCACCAGAAUCCACCUACACCUCCAUUCAAGGGGACCCGCAGAGGUCGCCCUCUUCCUGUAAUGAUCUCUAUGCCUCUGUGAAAGACUUUGAGAAAACCCCAAACAGCGACAGCAUCAACACGCUUCCACCAGCAGGGAGACCCAGCGAGGAGCCCGAGCCUGAUUAUGAAGCAAUACAGACUCUCAACAGAGAGGAAGAAAGGGCUUCCCUGGAGACCAACAGCCUACUUGGCCUUGUCCCAAAAGAGAAUGACUACGAGAGCAUUGGGGACUUGCAGCAAUGCAGAGAUAUCACCAGGCUUUAG